UGUGUGUGUGUGUGUGAUAAGAAUAAAGUAGAGCAGCUAGCUUUCAACUUUCGUGACUGCUGCUAAACUAACAAAUUUUCCGUUCGGUAAAUAUUGCGUUGACAAAGUAUACAAUUAAUUUGUAUUGUUUUUCCUAAUUCACACGACGACGCGUAACGCGUAACGAAAUUAGUAGCAGCAGCAAUAGAGAAACUUUACAACGAACGACAACGAACAGAGAACCUUGCGCCGCGAGCUCAGCUGACUGAAUGAAAACGCACAUCGCAGCAACGACGCUCCAAAGCAAAGCAGCAGCAGCCUCAACGUAAAAGCAAUAACAAAAUCAAAAGCAGCAGCAAAGCACGAGAGAGGAGAGAGCGAGUGUGAGAGCGAGAGCACAGCUUGGCGCUCAUCAGAAUAAUAGUGGGAGGCAGCAGAGCAACAAGCAGCAGAGAGAGCGUCACAACAAGCAGGAAAAACAUAUUCCAGUAUGGGAGGCGAUGCGGACAAUGGCAAAAAGAUAUUUGUACAGAAAUGCGCUCAAUGCCAUACAUACGAAUCUGGUGGUAAUCACAAGCAAGGGCCAAACCUAGGUGGAAUUGUCGGACGUAAAUGCGGAUCUGCUCCUGGCUACAAAUAUACGGAUGCUAAUAUCAAGAGAGCUGUCACUUGGACCGACGCCACACUCGAUGAAUACUUAAAGGAUCCUAAAAAAUAUAUUCCCGGUACCAAAAUGGUUUUUCCUGGUCUUAAAAAGGCUGAGGAUCGGGCUGAUUUGAUAGCGUUCCUAAAGCGUGGAAAAUAGUCGAAUAUACUAUUUUAGAUAAUUAAAUUAGAAGAUACAAUACCUUCAAGUGCAACUCUUAUAUACAUAUAAUAACCAUUAAUAAAUAAAAACUACACAAUUUGAA
Messenger RNA from Drosophila sulfurigaster albostrigata, 890 nucleotides. It is a transcript of the gene Cyt-c-d, whose product is annotated as cytochrome c-1. Gene Ontology annotation, molecular function: electron transfer activity; heme binding. The transcript has 2 exons. Gene Ontology annotation, cellular component: mitochondrial intermembrane space. The coding region runs from base 470 to 784 and encodes 104 amino acids. Gene Ontology annotation, biological process: mitochondrial electron transport, ubiquinol to cytochrome c; mitochondrial electron transport, cytochrome c to oxygen. The record is from RefSeq and is a predicted model, not a curated record. NCBI's taxonomy places the organism in Eukaryota, Metazoa, Arthropoda, Insecta, Diptera, Drosophilidae.